Cynoglossus semilaevis (tongue sole) is the source of this 1400-nucleotide messenger RNA. It is a transcript of the gene krtcap3, whose product is annotated as keratinocyte associated protein 3. The transcript has 5 exons. NCBI's taxonomy places the organism in Eukaryota, Metazoa, Chordata, Actinopteri, Pleuronectiformes, Cynoglossidae. Bases 142 to 651 code for a protein of 169 amino acids. The record is from RefSeq and is a predicted model, not a curated record.
UAACAUAAAGGUAAAAUUUGAUGACGUCAAGCAGGAAGUGGAUAAACAGUCAGUGGCCUUGGUGACUGCUGCAGUUUUAGCUGUUUCUGGUCACUUUGAAGGAAUUGAUUUGAUUCAGAGAGAACGGGACUCGACGGAAAGAUGUGUACGUUUGACAAGGAGAAGGAGCCCCGGAGGUUGAUGAAGAGGGGACUGGCUCUCAUCCUCAUCGGACACAUCAACUUCAUCCUGGGGGCAGUUGUCCACGGCAGUGUCCUUCGCCACAUCUCCAAACCCAGUAAACACAUCAGCACGGAGUACACCGUCACCAACAUCAUCUCCGUCACCUCAGGCCUGUUGAGCAUUUCCACUGGGAUUAUUGCCAUUCUGGUGUCAAGGAACCUCCGCCUGUUGAAAAUGCAAAUAGGCCUCCUGGUGGUGUCGUUCCUCAACGCCCUCCUCUCUGCAGCCUGCUGCACUGGGCUGCUGUUGGCCAUCGGCAUCACAGUGGCCCACGAGGGCCGAGGCCUACUGACGGGCUGUAAUGACACCCGGGUGGACGCCCGCUCACCCAUCAGUGCCGACUGCCCCUUUGACACCACACGCAUUUAUGAGGGGGAUUCCACCCACAGCCAGCGUCUGAUGGGAAAGCGUACCGAUCCUGAUGCCUAAAGAAAGAAGAAGAACAGAGGUAGAGCCGCACCAGAACUCCCAUAAGGCAACACUGCAUCUCCUUUCACAACAUGCUAGCUUCACGCUCCAGUUUCCUGUCAGGUCCAGUUUCCUGUCAGGUCAUUGUUUUAAUUUGUAUAUAAAGGUCGUUGGACUUUCCCAGUAUUUUAAGCAGAUUUAAAAGAAAAUUAAAAUUUUAUUUAAAAGUAAACAUAGGGGUCAUGGACCAUAGGCAGGCCCACACAGCCCCUGAUGGCAGAGCCUGCCCUGUGGCCUUUCAACCAUAGGAUAGCAGACCCACCUGUGACUGCUAAAAACACAUUUGAAUUUAUACUCUGAAAUCUUAGACUUUUUUGUUAAACAUCACAUGUUUAAUUUAAGAAUGAAAUUCUAGUUCUAGAAGAAAAAGAACAACUCACCACCGCCCAAACCUUGAACCUAGAACUGCUGUUUACAAAUGUCUGAAGAGAUGAGGCCCUCUGCUGGACCUCUCACUGUUUGACCACAUCACUGAAUAUGUUGAAGAGAAGUUCUUGAACUGUUUUAAAGUGGACACUGAUUGACAGCUGGUACAGACCAGGUGAGCUCUUCACAUGGUUGUUUUUAAAGUUCUGACACUGAGCUGAGGAUCUUUGGACUCUGUUUUUACUUCUGUUUAUUUCUGUAUUUGAAGUGAAUUUAUCAAAGAGUGAUUUGUCAAUGUGAGUUUAACACAGAAUAAAUGUUUUCUUAUAUUUUUAUUUUGAAAU